AUGACUGAGAACCAGAGUGACUCGGAUAAGGAGGAUGUUGGAUCUUCGACUGUUACACCGUUGAGUCCAGGGAAACGACAGCGCAAGACGAAAUCUACAGCUUGUCGAAGAUGCCAUGCUAGAAAAGUUAAAUGCUCAGGCGGUCAGCCCUGUGAAAACUGCCGUCAAGCAAGUAAAGGCGCCGAAUGCUCUUAUCCCCGAAAGAACCGCCUCGUCAAAGUGAGCCAGCAAUACAUUGACGAUCUAAUCGCCGAGAACCAACGUCUUCGUCAAGAUGACGCUAAACCUCGGCCUGAGCCCUCCAUCCCCGAUGUCUCAAGCACCGAAACAUCCUCAUCCCUACAGGGCACGCUCCUCGAAGAACGACCCUGGUUCUUCGACAUGAACGUUCUUCACACCCCCGUCCUCAUCGGCGAAGCUUCCGACGCUGCGUUUGCAUCGCGCUUUAGGCAGGCUAUUUCCGAACCGGGGCAUAGUCACAUCCCGAGGGUGAACUACGCACCUGAUGAGAGGUUGCUUGCUCUUUCGGAUCAGGACUGUCCGUGGCCGAUACCCUCUAGGGCACGGCUGCUUGUUAAUGUUGCGUUGAAGUAUGUUAGUAGGACUUACUAUAUCGUGAGGAAGAGUCAGAUCUUGGAGGGGCUGGAGCAGUCGAUUUUGAAUCCGCAUUCGGCGGAUUCUUUGUUGAGGAGUAAGCUUUGGGUUUUGUUUGCUAUUGGGGAGAUGUACUCUACGCGUACGGCGGCGAAGGAUAGGAACUUUCCGGGUAUGGCGUAUUUUGCGCGGGCGACUCGUAUUCUCCGUAUCAUCAGCGAAAGACCUCGCAUCGACGCCAUUGAGAUUCGUCUUCUUCUGUCUUUCUACUCCCUCGCUCUCAACCGUCGUUAUACAGCCUACGCUCUAGCCGGCUCAUCAGUCCGUCUCUCCGUCGUAAUGGGUCUUCACCUCAACGUCCCCGAGUCCCAACUCCGCGACGCCGGCGCCCGAGAACACAGAAAUCGCGUAUGGUGGACUGCAUAUAGCUUCGACCGCAUGUGGGCUUCUCGUCUCGGCCAUCCCGUCGCUAUUCAAGAUGACGACAUCGAAGUCGAUCUCCCUACUGAUCCAGUCCUGGACACGCCCUCGGAUGAUUUUGCCGACUCGUCGUAUUUUAUCGCGGGCCUAAGACUCGCGAGACUGGCGGCAAAGAGGGUUCAAGAGGCGUUGAGGGAUCUGAGGGCUUUUGUGGAGGAGUUGCCGCCGCAUCUUCACAUUGAACCCACUGAUGCACCUGAACCGAGUCCAAAGCCUCUUUCACUGCACUUGUACUUUAACCAGGUUGCCAUAACAGCAACGCGUCCUAUUCUUUUGCACGUACUAAGGACCCACGUCUCAGCGUGGGACACUCAACCUCGCACGGAACCUCAAAUUCCCGUAUCAGCCAUGACGCUCUCCGAAGCGUGUAUCCGCUGCGCACGCCACUCGUGUCGCCUUUUAAUCGACUGCUGGAUCGACGGCUCCUUCGCGACAUUCGACUACUUCUACACACAAUACCUCUUCUCAUCCGCUACAGUCCUCGCUAUCUCAAGCCUAAUCGACGGAAAGGAAUGUCGUAGCGACAAAGAGCAAUUCGAGUCAGCAGCCCAGUUUUUGCACCAACUGAAGGAGAAUGGCAAUUUUGCGGCCGAGGAGUUUUGUAGACAUGUUGACGCUAUGAAGUCCCAUACGUCUCGCAUUCUGUCUUUCCAUCCCGUAGAGCAGAGUCGUCCCCAUACCCUGUUCAUGGGAACAGUGUCAAGACUUGCCAUUGAUCCCUCUUACCAAUCAAGUCCCAAUGUUCUCAAGCCGCUCAAAGAGAAUGAAUCAUGA
Messenger RNA from Fusarium subglutinans, 1848 nucleotides. RefSeq names its product positive activator of transcription. Gene Ontology annotation, molecular function: sequence-specific DNA binding; DNA-binding transcription factor activity, RNA polymerase II-specific; zinc ion binding. Gene Ontology annotation, biological process: positive regulation of transcription by RNA polymerase II; DNA-templated transcription. Lineage: Eukaryota; Fungi; Ascomycota; Sordariomycetes; Hypocreales; Nectriaceae. The transcript has 6 exons. Gene Ontology annotation, cellular component: nucleus. The record is from RefSeq and is a predicted model, not a curated record. The coding region runs from base 1 to 1848 and encodes 615 amino acids.